UAUACCACACCGGCCGCCAUUUGCAAAUUGCAAUUUAUUCUUAAUUCUUAUGAAAUAUUUCAAAUUGUAUUAGUUCUUAUUUUAAAGCUUUAGAUUGAUAAUAAAGUUAUAAAUGUGUCAACUAAUAUAGUGUGAAAAUUAUGGAACCAUCACUGGACGCGUCCUUAGUGGCGCAGUCCAUCAAUUAUCAUGGUCAGCAGUUGCAAAAAACGUGGGAGGCGGAACGCGGAGAAGAGGACUUGUCCAAGAUUGGCGUGGGAGUGCUCGACUUUGCGGUGUACCAAUCCAGGCACAAACACCUUACAUUCCAAGAUAGAGGAAAACGGUUAAAAUUACAUCAGUUUAUAGCUAAAGAAGCUAAUGCCUUGUUUGAUGCAUCUGUCUUAGAGGAAGCGCCGUCAUCAUCCAGCCUUGGAGCGGAUGCACCCACACCAGAGGACAAUUUGUAUGCAUUGAUGCCGCCAUUCGAGACUUUUCUAAAUGUAGAUAAGGCAGCUCGACUAAGACACUUCUUUGAUAAUGUGAAGACUGGAGAACUGAUCAUAGGGGCUGUGAUCAAUCGUACAGCAUCGGGAAUGAUGCUGAAGGUGUUAUGCACAGCCGGGCCUACAUCUCGAUAUGUUGCAGAUAUUAAUGUGAAGGCAUUUUUACCUGUUGCAAAUAUCAUACCAGCCGUGGACAAGAAAAAUGUGUCAAGAAACUACCUGAUGAAUGACACUGUGUGCUGUGAAGUCAUUGAAGUUAUACCUGAUACCGACAAAAUGGUGUGCGGCAUGAAGGGGGUCACACGGGGUCCUGAUGACCCAUCUCCAAAGCCUCCACUUGGACUCCUCAGCACAGACGACUUUCCACUCGUCUACAAGAAAACAGUGGAUAUGAAGGGAGAAAGUUACGAAGCCAUUUUGGAGAAGAGCCCAGGCUUCAAUAACCCCAACUGCGUCCAAUAUCUGUCUGAACUUCUUGGAAUCUCCAACACGCACUGCACUAACUUUGUUUCGUUGAGGGGAAGAUUCGCAUCAACAGAAUAUGCAGAUGAACUUCGUCAAGCUCAAGCUAGCAAAUGGGCGUUCCGUUCUGUCGCUGAAGGCAUAGAGCAUUUCAAGGCCGGAAGGCAUUCCGAAGCAUUUCAAUGCUUAAACAAAGCCCUGAGUAUCGAUCCUAGAAAUGUAGAAGGUCUCGUGGCCAGAGGCGCUCUGUAUGCAAACAGCGGCACGUUCAAGAAAGCUAUAGAGGACUUUGAAACGUCAUUAAAACUAAACCCAAACCAUGCUAAUGCUAGGAAAUACCUAGGAGAGACACUAGUUGCGUUAGGUCGGAGUUACGAAGAUGAGAACAAGAUAACUGAAGCCCAGAAGGCUUAUGAGGAUUGUCUGGCAAUUAUACCAUUCCAUGAAGAAGCACAAAAUUCUCUGGAUUUCCUUAAGAGCAAAACAUCAACCACCAAACCUUUGAUAGAGCCAGCUGAAUUGUUAUUGCCUGGUCUCACUGGUGCGAAAUCAUUUGAGAUGAAGGAAACACUUAAACAGCUCUUAAAUCUGACAGAGAAAAAGGAGAAGAAGAAAAAAAAGAAAAAAGGUAAAGGUAAAAAGAAGAGAUCAAGUAGUUCCUCUUCUUCAUCCAGUGAUUCGUCCAGCUCCAGUUCAUCUUCUGAUUCAUCCUCAUCAUCAUCUGAGACAACUGAUUCUGAAGGACCCAACCGCAAGAAGAAACGGCGCUCGCAAUCCAACAACAAACGUCAACGCUCUCUAUCGCCACUCAGCAAGCGUAUGGCAAUGCUGGGCGACUCCGACUCAGCAUCACGUACCCACAACUCGCAAUUUAACCACCCAUACGGUUACCAGCCGCCUCCGCCUCCUGCUGAGGAGGCAAAUAACGUGCCUGUUCGGUCGCAAGCCGACAUCGACUACGAACUUAAGGUACGGAAAUUCCUGGAGAUGACCAAAGAAGACUCGGACUAUGAAGACAAAGUGCGCAACUUCUUAGAGGAAACUGCUCAAUACAAGCGCAACCGCAAGAUGCAAGAGUUAGGACAGCAACCGCAACCAGGCGCCGAACAUGAAAAGAAAAAGAAGAAGAAGAAAGACAAAAAAAAGAAAAAGGAGUCCAAACGAAAGCGGAAAGAACAAGAAAGAGAAGAAAAACGCAAAGCUAAGAUGGCACGUUCAGCGGCCAACAAUUCUGAAUACAAUCUUCGUGAAUUGGACAAUAUAGGAGACAAGAAACUAAGAGAUGCUAUUAGAAAAGAACUGAAAGGGAAAUCAAAGAGAGAUCUGAGUUCAGAAGGGGAAUAUGACAGAAAACAUGGUGACAAAAGGAUAAUGGACGAGAUGCACGGUCUAGAAGAGUUGGAGUCAAAACUAAGCGCCUACCACGUUAUGGUGGAAAAGGAGGUAUUGGGCAAGCGCGAUGGACGAGGGUCAGUCAGUCCAAUUGACCAGGCGCCGCCGCCACCGCUCGAGAAACCCAAGUGGAAGAUGUCUAUGAGUGCGGUCAAAGACUCGGUUAAGAAGAAGGAAGCCUCAGUUCCUAAAGGUUAUAAAGAGCGUUAUGCUUUUGAUGACAGCUCUGAUGAUUCACAGGAGGUUACUAAGCCGUCUCCUUCGAGCGGUGAUAAGAAUGUGUCUGUACGCCGCGCGAUGGCCAUGAAGGAACCACCGCCGCUGCCGUCCGCGCCGCCGCCGCCCAGGAAGUCGAGGGAACCCGACCCGCCAGGCACGGAACCUUCUCCACACCCGCCGGUUCGGAAGGGCAACAUAGUGCUCGACAAGUUCGGCUCGUUCCGCCUGGCGCAGGAGGGCGAGACGCCCGUGUCUGUGGGCGAAGGUCGGCCCGAGCAGUUCGUGACGCGGAUCAAGCCUCCCACGCCGGCCACGCGGCGGCCUCGCUCGCCGCCGUCGCCGCGCCGCCGCUCCACCGACGACUCGGAGGACGACCGACGCUCGCCCAAGCGGUCGCGUAGCCGAUCUCGGCCCCGAAAGUACCGUUCACGUUCAGGCUCGGCCUCCCGCUCGGGCUCCAGCGCCAGCGGCUCGGUGUCUCGACGUCGCCGCUCGGGAUCGCCGCGAUCUCGCUCACGAUCAGAUGCCAGCCGCUCGUACUACUCGCGCAGUCGCUCACGCUCUCGCUCCGGCUCCAGAGAAAGAUUCCGUUCGCGUUUCAACCGGCGUGGCAACUGGCGCGGGCGUGGCGGCUUCGAACGCGGCACGUACUACCGGCCCCGGUUCCACACGUACAACGGCGGCGGCCGCGGCCGUGGUCGCGGAGGAGACUUCCGCCGCGACGACGGGCGACGCUUCCAGCACGAGUGGCGCGACAACCGCUCCCGUGGAGGACGACCGUUCCGUCCGCGACGGGGCGGCGGCGGCCGAGGGAGACCAUUCAGAGGUGGAGGAUUCCGCGACUUCCGUGACCGACGUGGCGGACGGUACUCGCGCUCGCGCAGCCCAGACCGCACCAGACGCUCCAGGUCGUACAGUCCGGAGAGACGCGAAAAAGACAGAGAUAGCUACUCCCGUUACUCUGGACGGGACAGCCAUCGCAGUGAAGGAGAAUAUGAAGAAGAAAGGUUUGUGGAUAGAAAGGAAUAUGACGGAAAGUGGGCAGAUGGUAAUGAACCAGAGAGGCCUCCAGCAGAGGAGAAAGCCCCAGAACAACAGCAACCCCCUAAAGACCAAUAGGGAUAAAAAGCCACCUAUUUGUUUGUUUAAAGAGUGUACUAGAUGUAAGUGUUUAGGGCUAUAAAAUAAUUGAGUGCAGUGAAUUCAAGCACAUUAAUUAGUAUCUUCUAGAUGUAAAUAGUUAUAUUUCUCACAUUUGAUUAUCUUCAAAUUAAUUUCCCAAUUGUAUUUGCCAUAAGCAAUGAUAUUUUGUUUAUACAUUAUUCUAUGUAAUUAAUAUUACGCUUUAAAAUCAUAUUUGUUGCAGUAAUAGCUAUUAUUCAUUCCAAUCCGAAAUAAUUGGUAACCAAACAUUAACCAAAUCUUAGUAAUUAUUUUGUUAUUUGCUAACUAGCUAUAUAUAAAAAAGACCUAAACCUGUAUUACAAAAAUAAACUAAA
Molecule: messenger RNA, 4057 nt
Organism: Achroia grisella
Lineage: Eukaryota; Metazoa; Arthropoda; Insecta; Lepidoptera; Pyralidae
Product: tetratricopeptide repeat protein 14 homolog
Exons: 19
Coding region: 141-3677 (1178 amino acids)
Molecular function (GO): protein binding; nucleic acid binding
Source: RefSeq, a predicted model, not a curated record